AUGGCGACACAGCAAGACUUACAGGAGCUCCUCCGGCUGCUCACAGUCGGGCGGAAAAUACCGAUGAUGCAAGCCAUGACACAGAUCAAGGCGCUCCAGGCCGCCGAUCUGAGGAGCAUCACACAGAUUGCGGAAGCACCUCUCGCAACAGUGCAGGCAGCCCUCAAGGAUGACAAGGGUGCCAGGGCACUCCAGAAUGCAUGCAAGGCGACCCUCAAACGCGGCCUCACAGCCCCGGGGAAACGGGAGGCGCCAGACUCGGCGGCUGGCCCAGCAAAGCGGGCCAAGACCGACCUAUUCAUGACCGGCCCGGUGGAGAUGACGCCCCAGGAGUUGGAGAAGUCGCUCGAGCUGCCCCUGUGCAUGGACGAGGAGCGCAUCUCGCAGACGGUGAUCGAGACCAACAGAGCGCCGCUCGUCCUUGCUUUUGCGGUGGAGCUCUUGCGGUACACCAUGCCCGAGCAGCCACUCUCGAGCCGACUCAGCUUAGCGCAAGCGGUCGUCAGCGCCAACUCCAGGUCAAAGGCCCCGCGGGUGAGGGUCAUGGGCAGGGAAAUUGCCGUGCUGAAGAGGGGAGGCUACGAGUGGCGAGGGGAAGAAACCGUGGGCGAGCAGGCCGGGGCCGGGGAGGAGAGUGCUGUAAAAGCGGGCGGUUCACUUUCGGGGACGCAAGCAGGGACGGAAACCCAGGCCUCCUCAGCAACCGCCACCUUCGAACCAGCCGCCCGAUCCACCUGGGCCGUCAGCCAGCCCGUCAGCCUCAAAGACUCAACCUUCGUCGCGCGCGCAACCCACAUCAGCGACGCACCGCAGCGCAAGAUGCUCAUGCAAUCCCUCCUCGACGACGUCCCCUCCCUCAAGACCGCCACACACAACGCCUGGGCCUUCCGGCUGCGGCCACCGCCCUCCGCCGGCCCCGACGCCCGCGUGCGCGAAGAGUCCUUCGACGACGGCGAGACAGGCUGCGGCGACCUCAUCCUACGCGUCAUGCGCGAGUCCAGCACGGUCGACACGCUAGUCGUGCUGACCCGCUGGUUCGGCGGGACCAUGCUCGGCCCGGACCGGUGGCGGCUGAUGCGGAAGUGCGUCACCAGCGUGCUGGGCGAGCGGCUGCGCAAGACGGGCGCCGAGGUGACACUGGGCGGCGAGGCGCUCUGGGGCUUGGAUCUGGAGGCCACGAGGAACAAGACGACUACCACGGUGGGCGGGUACGGCAGUGGCACGCGAGCGCAUCAGGUUACGGUCACGGGGGGCGUGAUGGGGGGCAUGCACAUCCAUCGGCCUGAGGCGGCUAGGGGGUAUUUGCUCAGGAGUUUUGCUACCAGUACUAGUUGUAGUAAUAGUAACACGGCGUCGGCGCAGGAGAAGGACACGGGGAAGAGUGCUAAUAAGAAAGAGAAGAAGACGCUGAAGGCGUUGGAAGCGGAAAAGGAGGAGAACCUGGGACUGCUACUGGGCGCACUGAGGAUGCUAUUCGACAGCUGGGCGGAUCAUCUCGAUGCUGCUGAGCUGGACAGGCGCGCAUGGGGCUGGUAUGUUGCGGUGAGGCCUGAUGUGGAGAGCGGACAGGCUGGCUGGGGCGCAAAGGGGACGGUUAAGUUGAGCGAUGUGCUAAGGUUGAGGAGGUCGGGCGAUUGA
This is a messenger RNA of Chaetomium strumarium, 1638 nucleotides long. RefSeq lists its product as uncharacterized. The transcript is spliced from 3 exons. The record is from RefSeq and is a predicted model, not a curated record. Lineage: Eukaryota; Fungi; Ascomycota; Sordariomycetes; Sordariales; Chaetomiaceae. Gene Ontology annotation, cellular component: cytoplasm. Gene Ontology annotation, biological process: regulation of translational initiation; GCN2-mediated signaling. The coding region runs from base 1 to 1638 and encodes 545 amino acids.